This is a messenger RNA of Tripterygium wilfordii, 1546 nucleotides long. RefSeq lists its product as uncharacterized. The record is from RefSeq and is a predicted model, not a curated record. The transcript has 5 exons. The coding region runs from base 293 to 1522 and encodes 409 amino acids. Lineage: Eukaryota; Viridiplantae; Streptophyta; Magnoliopsida; Celastrales; Celastraceae.
AAAUGGGUUGGAUAAGCUGGCGGUAUCGCCCUACUACCGCCAGCUUUACCGCCCAAAAAAACCUCUUAAUUGAAGCGGUUUAUUACGGGUCAGAGCUUGGUUUGUUUCGUUACAAAGAGCUUCGUCGUUCAGAUGGGUCUGAGUCCGAAGAGGGUCGCGAUGAUUUCCAAGAGCUAGAUCUCUCAUCAACCACCACCACACCAGUCAGUAUAUAAAUCAGAUUUGGUCAUUCUGCCUCCUCCACAACAUUCCAUACGCACAGCAGUGCCCGAAGGCUCUCAUCUCUCCAGAUAUGUCAUGGAAAGGGAAAGAUAAAAUGGCUACAUAUGAGGGUAGUCAGAAUGAGAGAAUCAAAUGGGAUGACACGACUACUCGUGUAUUGGUGGAGAUAUGUGUUGCUGUUAUGAAAGCUACUAAGCAAGUCCCUGGCACUAGUAUCCCAAAACUAGAAUGGGAAGAACUUGUUGUCCAAUUCAAUGCUAAAACGGGACUUAGCUACCCAAAGCAAUCGUUAAAAAAUAAAUGGGAUUUGCUUAGAAAGGACUGGACAUUAUGGACCAAAAUGACUGCUAGGGACACAGGUAUUGGGUGGAAUGGGAGCAAGCAAACAAUAUAUGCAAGCGAUGAAUGGUGGGAAGAGAAAAUUAAGGAGAACAAAGAAUAUGCCAAGUUCCGCAAACAUGCGUUCAAACAUAAGGCAGACCUUGAAUUCUGUUUUACAGGUACAUAUGCCACUGGAUCAGCCCGAUUAGCACCUUCUAGUGGAUACAUACCACCUCCAAAAUACCCUGUGAGUGAAGGUACUCAGUAUACCCAACAUGAGAAUGGUUUGGAGACUUGGUUUGGAGGAGGAUAUGUGCCAGAGCCACCUAACCCUUGCACUGAUCCACCCAAUGUUUUCAACCUUGGGGAAUCUCCACAAAGAGUCAUAGAAGAUGAUGAUAUUUCUUCUGCAAGUUCGCGUAAUAAGGGUGUUCCAGUGACACUGUCGCACACAUCCGAAUCAUUGGGAAAGAGAUCAUUUGAAGGAUCAGUUAACAGGAGUUCAAGUAAGAAGCAAUCGGUCACCAGAGCUGAUGAACAUGACACAAUGCUGAGAUUGGUAAAGGCUGUGGAGACCCAUGUGUCUGUUAGUAAUUCUGUGGCACCAACUAGGUCUGGGAAUGUCAACAACACCACUGUGGCUAUGGAAAUACUUAGCCAGAUGAGGAGGGAGCAACCAAUUUCUAAUGAUAUCAUUCUCUUCGCAGCUGACUUAUUCGCGGAUAAUCGUGCCAAAGCAGACAUGUUCUGCAGCUUGGACCCCGACUUGAGACUGCCAUAUCUGGAGAAGAAAUACCAACAGAGCACAAAUAUGGGUGGCAAUAGGAAAACUGAUAUGGUUGAUGAUGACUAUGAUGAUGAAUGGGAUGAUGACUAUGAUGAUGAAUGGGAAGUCAACCGUAAAAGGAAUGAUGAUUUUAUACUCAUUACGUCUGUAACUGCAGCUGCAAUUUGGUAUCAAAAUAGACGUGCGGCCUAGUUUGAUAAGGUCCCGUGUAGGACA